Messenger RNA from Geodia barretti, 2104 nucleotides. The record is from the annotation of a GenBank genome assembly. NCBI's taxonomy places the organism in Eukaryota, Metazoa, Porifera, Demospongiae, Tetractinellida, Geodiidae.
AGUCCGCGACCGUGCAGUUUCUCGCUCUCGAACCCUGUCGUUUCAGCGUUUCAGCUUUUGCGCAGCGAGGGUGUUAGGCUCUGUGUGUGUGUGUGUGUGUGUGUGUGCAUGCGUGCGUGCGUGCGUCUGUAUGUCUGUCUGUCUGCCUGUUCUCGCACUACAGGGUUUGAGGCGGCCCAUGCGGGAUACCAACGAUUGAGUUCAGAACUACGCGAGCCUGAAAUUAAAAUAGGGGACAGGAGAAAUUAAGUAGGCCUGAAUUUAUCACGUGAUGUGGGUGAGCUGUCGAUCUGCUGCAUGCUGCUGAGAGCUAGCUAGCUAGCUGAGCGCGCGCGCAUCAUGACGUAAGGCUAACUGGAUUCUGCCGUAGCGCCACACCCUCUCGAACUACAUCGUCAGCUCGUCAUCAUCCCACCGAAAGUGAGUGCGCCGCCGCCCUGUCUCACCUGACCACGAGAGAAUCCCCGAUUCGGCGAGUUCUGGACGUCUCCCCGUAUUCAACACCGGGUCCACGUUUUAACACACCGACUGCGGCUAGCUAGUUUCACAAGAAAUGAUGAUGAUGCUGUUCCACUUACAGCUGUGGAUUGUUCUUCUGCCUCUUUUCUCUUCCGGUACUCCACAGCUAAGUUGUUCAGGAUUGGUUAAUGAGAAUGGUGUCAUUGAUCUCUGUGAGGUUACCUUAUACUACUACUGCCGGUGUGUCGUUACUGAAUCAACUCGAUUGAAGUGGAGUGUAAAUGGAGUUAUCAAAAGAGAUAUUUUUCUUUUUGACACACCGUUCGAUUUGUUCCAUGAUCCAAAUGGGCCGCUCAAUAUUCUUACACAGAGAAUUGACUUGGGUGAUGAUGAUGCAGACACAAACUUUACAUCUCUCUUGUGGUUUGAAUACAACUACCUUGAAAAUGUGACUAUAGAAUGUGCAAGUGAUGAUUCAUCAUCUACCAAAAAGUUUAAGCGACCAGGUUUAACUGAAGUGCCUACUGAACUUGAUGUGUCCUAUUUGAGUCAAUCAGAAGAUUCUGUAACUGCAAGAUAUGGAUGGAAAUAUAGUGGAGAUCUUGGAUCUGUCUCCUAUUUUCAAGUUGUGGUCGAAGUUAACAAUGUGACACUAUGCCAGAAGAAAGUGCUAAAAUCAAUUCAAGAGGUCACCUGUCUUCUCCCGUUCAAAGAGGGUGACAAUUACACAGUGACUGUAGCUGUGGUUGAUAACUGCAAUAUAUCAGGUCCUCCAUUGACAAAGAUGUUUACGGCAGGUUUAUCGAUCAGAUUAAGCAGACUGAUCUGGUGGUCACAUGCAAUGCAGAGGUUGCCUGGUCUGGAUAGCAGUUUCUAUAGGUUUACUUUUGUUGGUGGCGGUGCUGGUGAUGGUAAUUAUUGUUGCUUUGUGUUGGUGUUCGAAAUGCAGGAGAGACAAGGUAUCACCGGUGGAGCUAGCCGAUAGCAAGAAUGCAGCGUUGGAAGCUUCGGCAGCGUUGGCUAAAGAGAAAGAGAACAACUCUGCCCUACUGGCUGACAUCAAGGCAGCCCACAGUAAUGAGAUGGAGAGAGAGAGGGAGAGAGCCAGGGAGAUUGCCGCUGCUCUACAAAAGGAGAGACAGAAGUCUAAGGUGGAGCUAGCCGAUAGCAAGAAUGCAGCGUUGGAAGCUUCGGCAGCGUUGGCUAAAGAGAAAGAGAACAACUCUGCCCUACUGGCUGACAUCAAGGCAGCCCACAGUAAUGAGAUGGAGAGAGAGAGGGAGAGAGCCAGGGAGAUUGCCGCUGCUCUACAAAAGGAGAGACAGAAGUCUAAGUCUAACCAGCUGUUGCGUAUUUCCAGUUCUGAGGCAUCCUCUCCAAAAACUCCUGCCUCAUUUAGCAGUGGAGACUCGGUGAAUGAGCCACUUCUUCCCAAGAACAAUUAAUUAUACUCUUACCAGGUCCGUAAGACAGCCGCACUUCUUCUCAUGCUUCUAUUAAUGUAUAGACAGCCACUAGUAAACAAACAUGUUUGUAGCUUAGUUAGUUACUGAGUGUUUAUGACAAUAGGUGCCGAUGUUGGACCAUGCUGUUGCAAUAAUAUUGUACUGUAGAACACACAAGGAUCAAUUAUUGGCAAGCGGGA